ACCGUUGCUUUAAGCUUAGAUAAACGUUUAAAUAAUAAGCAUUCAGAUCUGCACAAUGAGUUUAAAUAGUGACAGGUAAUAAAGUAGUUGUUACACCUGUCCUGUUGUUCUGCUCCGGUGCAGACCGUACUAGAGGAGCAUAGGGUAGACGUUCCCUUUAGGGACGAUGACGAGGCCGCCGAUUUGUGACAAUCUAGUUGCUUUAUUAUUAGUUUUGCAGGACACAGCCGGACCCGUUCAUCACUCUACUGUGCAGUGCACGCACUACCCCUCUCUCUCUCUCUUUACUCGCCCAUUCACUCACUGACGUCAGUCAGACAACAUGUUGCCAUUCUCUUAAACACACAUACACUACUAUCAUAAGUUAACCAGGUCCCCUGUUGUGCACAUGUAGAUAGGUAGACACACACACAGCUGCUUGGAUUGAUGCCAAAUAUUAGCAGAGUUAAAGGCCUACUGAAACCCACUACUACCGACCACGCAGUCUGAUAGUUUAUAUAUCAAUGAUGAAAUCUUAACAUUGCAACACAUGCCAAUACGGCCGGGUUAACUUAUAAAGUGCAAUUUUAAAAUUCCCGCCACACUUCCGUUCGAAAAACUCAUUUGCAUAUGACGUAUGCGCGUGACGUCACAAGAGCUACGGAAGAGGUUGGACCCUAUCGGAUCCGACAUAAAAACCUGUGUUUUCGACAAAAUUCCACAGUAUUCUGGACAUCUGUUGGUGAAUCUUUUGCAAUUUGUUCAAUUUACAAUGGAGACUACAAAAAAGAAAGCUGUAAGUGGAAAGCGGUGUGUUGCUGCGGGAUGUAGCAACACAAAGACAAACACAACUGGUGUUGCAUUGUUUUUAUUCCCAAAAGAUGGCGGCCAAGCUUUACUAUAGAACAAAGAAGUCAAGCGAACACGGUUGGAUUGGACCACACACGCAAAGUACAGUGUAUUAUGCAGCGAACAUUUCGAACAAUCAUGUUUCGAAGAGGGUCCCUUGCAAAGGGCAGCGAUGGGCAUCGCCACCACCCGUCGACUCGUGCUGAAGAAAGGUGCGAAGCCAACUGUUUUCAACAGACCACGGCCAUGCUUAAGUGCAAGUUCGACAAGUUCAGAGCACCCCACACCCUCCACAAGUGGACAGACUGUGCACAUGAGGUCUGCAUUUGCCAAAAGGGAAAGGAAGAGGACAAUAGAUCAGAUCAUGGCCAGUACGACUACGGCAUCAGUGGCGGAUGCGGUGGAUGAACCAAUGGCAAUGGCACUAGAUUUGCCUGAUGAGGAGGGCAAUCAAGAUCAGGGAAAUACAAGAGAACAAGGAUGCCAGACGGACUGGGUACCGAUUGGCAGAGCACCAACAGCAAUGACCAGUAGCAAGAGCACCCAAACAGGGAAAAUACAUCAUAGAUCAAAGGGACACCAGGUGACCCCAGAGAUCCUCGAGAGGGUUAGAGCUCGGCUGGCCAGGGUUAGUGAAGUCCCAUCGUCAAGUGUAGCAGCUCCAUCUGACAGCCCCGAGAUGCAGACUAACAUAGCAACUCCAGGUGCUCCUGCAUUGUUUGAUGUAGGACCAGCAUCAAGUCCCACUGCGCCUUUUGUUAGUGGUUCUUCCGAUGACAGCUAUGUGCCGAGUGAGUCAUCGACAUCGGAUCCGUGUCAAUCUGACGGGUCGUCAGAUCACCCACGUACUCACCAGAUGCGUGAAGAGGGCUGCCACAAGGAACCGAAGUACAUCAUCUUUGAGUCGUGCCUCCAGAGUCUCGUCAAGCGGUGUCACUGUCCAGUCUGUGGCAGCCAGGACAUAAGCCCUUCUUGGGAUUCAAACGGUACACAGUUGACCAUGACUCUUCAAUGUGCAUCAUGUGACCAGAGGAGUAGUUGGAGCAGCCAGCCAAACAUUGGCCCUUAUGCCGCGGGCAACAUCCUGCUAUCUGCUGGCAUCCUCUUCGCUGGCGCAUCUUCUGGCAAGGUGUUGCAAGUGCUGAACAGCAUCGGAGUGGUCACGUAUGUGAAGAGGACAUUUUUCAACCACCAGGAGCUCAUCCUGCAGCCAGCCAUCAAAAAGGUGUGGGAGGAACAGCAACGGACGCACCUCACCAUGCUGCAGGUGGAAGGCCGACCCCUCGUCCUUGGUGGUGAUGGGCGAGCAGACAGUCCGGGACACAGUGCCAAGUUUGGUACCUACACCACAAUGGAGCUUGUGGCCAAUGUGGUUCUCGACCUUUAGGUUGUACAGAGCAACGAAUGUCUUGGCAGCUACCAUAUGGAGAUGGAAGGACUGAAGAGGAUGGUGGAGCUGUUGAUCAGCUGGGACCUGGAUGUCGGGGUGCUGGUGACAGACCGACACAGAC
Messenger RNA from Entelurus aequoreus (snake pipefish), 2339 nucleotides. RefSeq lists its product as uncharacterized. Lineage: Eukaryota; Metazoa; Chordata; Actinopteri; Syngnathiformes; Syngnathidae. The coding region runs from base 1001 to 2215 and encodes 404 amino acids. The record is from RefSeq and is a predicted model, not a curated record. The transcript has 5 exons.